AUGACCACUUCGGCUCCGAGCGUGAGGCUGGAUCUUGUCAAGAAGCUGGGCCGAGAGGUCAGGCCAGAACAAACCGAGAUGUCUGCGGCACUUGGAGAUAAGAAGGCCAAACAGCUCGAUUUGUCUUCUCGAUCCCUAAGCCCAUCAGAGUCCGAGAUCCAACCGUCGGGACCCCGGACUAUUACACAGGCACACGAGGAGGAGACACUCGAUGAGGAGGCACUCGACAAGUGGGAUACACUCCAGGAGGAGGCAGACGCCAUCUUUGAGAUGCUAUACUCUCUCAAGACAGUCGAUGACGUCCAGCCCUAUACUCUCGACGCGGCACUCGAUCAAAUUACCAGAUUUUACACAAGCAUUGUGAAGGCAGUCCAGCCGGCCUCCUCUUACCGCGAAAAACACCGCGCUGCCGUCCUGCUCAUACAAGUCUUGUCCUGGAUCGUGACAUCCAAUAAAUUGAUAGGACAAGAUCUUCGGGAAUAUGUCCUCGGUCAAAGCGCGGAGGAAGAAUACCGGCAAUGGGUCGACCCGAUGAGUGACGUACUCAGCUGCUGCACGUGGGCGGAACGCCGUCGUAUAUUCAAGAGCCGCCGUUGGCAGUGGGAGUUUGACUUGUUUGUGGGCCUGGUGAUGAACUGUGAACUAUUUGGCGAGAUUUUCGGUUUGCUUGAGGUGGCGGAGCAUAGGGAAGAGAUGUUCGUCUCCCCCCGCCAGAGCGAUCCAGCGCCGGCCCAGCAGUCUGACACGGAGGACGGCACAGUCGAGGACGGCAUGGUCGACGACGCUAUCGCUGUGUUUGAGGAUGGGGAAGAUGAGGAGGAGAUUGUUCCGCUUGCUGGUUCACCAGCCCGGUCCCGGUCGCAGGUGCAAAUGGACGUGGCACAGCCACGUGAAGAGGUGGCGGCCCAGGCUGGCAGGGAAGCAGCCGUUCAGCCUGCCGCGGGAGAAGCAGAACCCAGGAACGGUCAAGGAGAACCGCGGCCUGCUUGGAAGGCAACUGGAAAGAGGAGUCAUGAAGGGGUGGACGCAGGGCAGGGACCGAGAAAGCGACAGGCCCGUUCUCCUGGACGGGUCUCGGUUCACUUGCACUUUCACGGGACCGUCCAGAAUGUGUACCUGGGCAGCGACUCGAGAUCAUAA
Molecule: messenger RNA, 1140 nt
Organism: Podospora anserina S mat+
Lineage: Eukaryota; Fungi; Ascomycota; Sordariomycetes; Sordariales; Podosporaceae
Exons: 2
Coding region: 1-1140 (379 amino acids)
Source: RefSeq, a predicted model, not a curated record